Mizuhopecten yessoensis (Yesso scallop) is the source of this 2030-nucleotide messenger RNA. Its product is annotated as SPRY domain-containing SOCS box protein 2-like. Bases 537 to 1193 code for a protein of 218 amino acids. Gene Ontology annotation, cellular component: SCF ubiquitin ligase complex. Gene Ontology annotation, biological process: proteasome-mediated ubiquitin-dependent protein catabolic process. The record is from RefSeq and is a predicted model, not a curated record. NCBI's taxonomy places the organism in Eukaryota, Metazoa, Mollusca, Bivalvia, Pectinida, Pectinidae. The transcript has 5 exons. Gene Ontology annotation, molecular function: protein binding.
UUGGUCACGUGAUCUAGAAAAAAGAAAUGCAUUGCUAGCUUCAGCUACAUAAUUUCCUCAGACAUGUGAAACUUAGGACCAUGCAUUAAAGUGGAAAAAUGUUUUGAAAGCGCAAAAUGUUAAGUUGCAAAUUUGAUUUACUAAGUUACAAAAACAGAACAGUUCAUUGAAAUGAAUUGUCAAUAAUAACAAAAAGCAAUCUGUUUUUGGUACAAUAAUAAAUAGCUGAACCAUUCUUCAGCACUGCAUUUUAAAUGCUAAUUAAGCUUAAACCGGGUCCAAUCAGCGCGAGCUAUCGACACAUGUAUAUAUAUUAGUGACUUUAUCUAGUCUUUCACCGGUAACCUAAUCCACAGCAAUUAACACGCGGGCUUUAAUAUUAGACACGUAUAGUGUGUCGAUUUCCUAUGUACUGUUUACUGGUAUACACAUGUAUUCGUGUCCCGACCUGGAUAUCAGCGUAAAACAUGGCAGGCACGGAAUGUAAGAUAUACCCAAAGAACGUUGACAAGGAGGAUAUCCCCAACGCUGAAUGAAUGGGCAAUGCAGUACGUUCAAAUACAUGGCACCCCAGUGUCGACGCUGUUGGUGGCGAGAGCCCCGACCCUUGGAUGUCUACGACAGUUUGUUCCGAUAAAACACUGAAGGAUCACCUCGAGGUUCAGGCAACGGGCUUCAGGAGGAUUAACUUUAACACCGUGGUUAACCAGUCAAAAAAUCAUGAGACAACGUUUGCGAUAAGGUGGAGUCGAGGAUUUUGUAAAGGCCGUCAUAUAUUUGAGAUAAGUUUCCCGACGUCGAUGCGAGGAAAUCAUGCUAGUGUAGGGAUUGCAAACAAAAUGGCACCAACUUACCUUCACAAAAGUGCCGCCCUAGUUGGAGAAACCAAAGAUUCUUGGGGAAUUGACCUCGUGACGUCACGAACGGUUCACAACGGAAAAGAAAUAUCAAAGUAUCCAAAAGGUGACCGACAUAAAUUGCCGGAUAGAUUUUAUAUGUACAUCGACAUCCCCGAACGGAAGUUGUUAUUUGGAGCCGAUGGAAUAUUUUAUGGAUGUGCAUUUUCCGGUAUGGACAUUGAUGGACAAACAGUGUAUCCCAUGCUAUCGGCUACAUCUCCAGGGGCAACAGUCACCAUGGUGUACAGGGGCAAAGGUGUAAUUGUGACGGGUCCCAUCCGCAAGACGAGAUAACACAUUGACAUCCGUUUCCGGUUCAUUUUGUGUGCCUUUGGAAAGCCGAAUACAGUGUUCCUGUACAAGUGAUGAACCGUAAAAACGUUUUCUCCAAAUUGCUGCUUUUUACUUAAAUGUCUUCAAAUCAAGUAGAACUCUUGGAUUUCACUGUACGUUGAAAUAUGUACCAAUCUGCAAACAGCUGUGCUCAGCGUUGGUCAAGGCACGGACUUAGAGAAUCUAAUUCCGUGGUCAAGGUCAAUGUAGACUAAAUGAUAACCAAGUUAGUCAAUGAUAUGUUUCCUUCGUUCCAUAGCUAGUUACCUUAUCAUUAAAGCAAAGAUACACAAUAUAUGUAGAAGGAGAUAUCCUAGGCUAAGAUCAUCCUAGUUUCGUCAUUUUUAUUAUUUAAAAUACUGCUGGUUUUUUUAAGAAUUUACCAAAUGUGAUACGCAUUGACAUAUUUAUCAUGGAUAAGUUUUCUAGGUGUAAUGGUGGUGGACUUUUGCCUUGUGCAUAUACGUGUGCAUGACGUCAUAUACUCAUAAUUGUCUUCAAUAUCAAAUUCGACGUAUUUCAUUGACAAAUGAUAGUCAUAGGGAUCCAUCAUGGGGUUUGGCCUAAUCAAAUCCUUUGUCAUUUAUUUGCUUCCGGUGACUAUUAUUUACACUUGUAUAUAACCAUGUACAGUUAUACGGAUACGGGGGAAACUGUAUAUUUAAAGCGAUUUAUUGACAUCUCGCCAGCUUCUAAACACGUAAACAGCAUACAAUAUUUUUAGGACAAUGCCCAAAAUCUUUCUUGUAGAAAAUGUCGAUGGAUCAGUAAUAAGUGCUUGAUAAUUAUAUAUAUCAC